CCCGGUUCAGACCUAGCCGGCUGGGGUGAGGGGGAUGCAGCCAGGGGCUCAGCUCCGGUGCCGCACCCCGUAAAGGGCUGACCUUCCACCUCGCCAUCUCACCUCGGGAAGCCAAGACCAAACCAGCUUAGACUCUUCUGGUGCUUCUAAAACUGAACACAGCAAAAGUAUGGAUAUGGGAAAUCAACAUCCAUCCAUCAGUAGGCUUCAGGAAAUCCAAAAGGAAGUGAAAAGUAUAGAACAGCAAGUAAUUGGCUUCAGUGGUCUGUCAGAUGACAAGAAUUACAAGAAACUGGAGAGGAUUUUAACAAAACAGCUUUUUGAAAUAGACUCUGUAGAUACUGAAGGAAAAGGAGACAUUCAGCAAGCGAGGAAGAGGGCAGCACAAGAGACAGAGCGUCUUCUCAAAGAGUUAGAGCAGAAUGCAAACCACCCACACCGGAUCGAGAUACAGAACAUUUUUCAAGAAGCCCAGUCCCUGGUGAAAGAGAAGAUUGUGCCCUUUUACAGUGGGGGCAACUGUGUAACCGAUGAAUUUGAAGAAGGCAUCCAAGACAUCAUUCUGAGGCUGACACACGUCAAGACCGGGGGGAAGAUCUCCCUGCGCAAAGCAAGGUAUCACACUUUAACCAAAAUCUGUGCGGUGCAAGAGAUUAUCGAAGACUGCACGAAAAGGCAGCCUUCCCUGCCGCUCUCCGAGGACGCGCAUCCUUCGGUUGCCAAAAUUAACUCUGUGAUGUGUGAGGUGAACAAGGCCAGGGGCACUCUGAUUGCACUGCUGAUGGGAGUGAACAAUAAUGAGACCUGCAGGCACUUAUCUUGUGUGCUCUCGGGGCUGAUCGCGGAUCUGGACGCUCUGGAUGUGUGCGGGCGGACGGAGAUCCGAAAUUACCGCCGGGAGGUAGUGGAAGAUAUCAACCAGUUACUGAAAUAUUUGGAUUUAGAAGAGGAAGCAGAUAGCACCUACGCGUUUGACCUGGGACAGAAUCAUUCCAUCUUAAAGAUAGAAAAGGUCCUCAAGAGAAUGAGAGAAAUAAAAAACGAGUUCCUUCGAGCACAGAACCCUCCUGAAUUGUACCUGAGCUCCAAAACAGAAUUGCAGGGGCUGAUCGGACAGCUGGACGAGGUAAGUCUGGAGAAGAACCCUUGCAUCCGGGAGGCUCGGAGAAGAGCGGUGAUCGAGGUGCAGACCCUCAUCACUUACAUCGACUUGAAGGAGGCCCUGGAGAAGAGGAGGUCCUUCGCCUCCGAGGAGCACCCGUCCCACAAAGCGGUCUGGGACAUCCUGGGAAACUUGUCCGAGAUCCAGGGAGAGGUUCUUUCAUUUGAUGGGAACCGAACGGACAAGAACUACAUCCGGCUGGAAGAGCUGCUCACCAAGCAGCUGCUCGCCCUGGACGCCGUGGACCCUCAAGGGGAAGAGCACACGUCUGAACGUGGUGCGGCACGGGCUGCCCCUGUCGUUCGAGACCGUGUGAUGGACAGACUCCCUGAACCCACCUGCUGCUAUCAUACAGCGUCUGAGAGCAGAACCCGCCGGGAGCUGCGUGGGACCAGAUGUUUCCAGCUUGUCCGAGGAAGUUCGCUACUCGCAGCCUCCCACAGCCUCGCACUCUGGGACGAAGCCGCCAAACAGCUCUGAGCACCUGCCGCACUCCUUAGCUCGUGUCACUGGUCCCCGGGUGUUUCUCUAGUGCCCGCGAGAGCCAGUCAGGUCUGUCCACGCGGGACGUGUCUUUCCUCCUGCUGAAGGCACGCGUCUUUCUGUCAAUGCUUUCUGAGGAUUCGGUUUCCUGGCUGCCAGUCUAUGGGAACAAAAGAAUUUCCCAAAGUUCUGAAGUGCCUCCAUAACAUGUCGGUCCCAGUAUUAUAACAGACAGACUACUCUUUUCUGUUCCCGCUUUUCACAGAAGAAUCCUGUUAGAGCACAUCUUUUGGAACCUGUAGUCUGUCAUUUUCUCUCAGAGAUACUAAUUUGGUAACUGUGUAAGCAGCUAAGAGUAGGAGAGAAGGGAACAGCCCUAAAUACCUAAAAAUGAUAAAAGUGCGGCCCUAACAGAUUUUCACUUUGUCCCAUAAUGAAAAGCCCUCGAUGUGUCUUUCCUGCUAGAAGUGUUCUAGAUGCAGCGGGCGGUGGGGUCAAAGGCACUGGCGCACGUGCACAGGGCUUUCGCGUGUUGGGACCUUGAGCGCCUCCCUGUGCACGCCCCGGCCCCGGCCCCUGCGGGUUCCCAGUGCAGGUCACUGGCAGCUCAUUUUGGCCAAAGUCCUUUUAGGCCUGCUGUUCUGCACGCUAAUUUUAGGGCCCUUUUAAACCUCGGAGCUUUCAAAUUCGGUGCCGUCUCAGUCACCCCGCUGGGAGAUCAGGGCUGACUCCGCCGCAUUGGGCGCAUCCUGCGCAAGGCUCUACUUCGAUUUCAACGUCAGAUUUGGGAGUCUGGCGUCAGCAUUUCCUUCACAAGCAUCCAUUGUUCUCUGAAAAGGGACCUUCCGGUGCUGUUCAUUUCAAACAAGGUUUGCCGUAGCUCUGGCGGCGCUGGCCCGUGUCGCUAAGCCCCGAGCACUGGUCUGAGGGCGCCGAUGUCUUGCGCGGAGCCAUGCGGAUUUCCCACGUGGGUUAUUUUGGUCACGGAGGUGAUCGGGUCAGCCUUGAGUGAGUGUUCAGGCACGACGUUUCCUGUCUCCCAGCCCGUUCCAGUUCCUUACGCCUGAUUAUUCUCCCUUAAGGAACCCUGGUGACGCGGGAUUUAUGCUUCCUGUCCCCCGCAGGGCGGUGUCUGUUAAUGGGGCCUGCCGCAUGUAACCAUAAACUGGGCUCGUUACAUUGUAUUGUAUUUUCAUGACCUUAGUGAGGAGAACCUGUCCUGGAAGUGAAUCCUACCCCUCCAGACGUUUGGCCUUGGGUCUGCAUUAAACGGUAUAGUCCAUGUUCAAGCAACAACUGGCUGGGAAUGUUUGCUUUCGUUACCUCCCGCGCGGACAGCUUUGCCUUCAGGGCGGUCCUUACCCAAAUUAGAUUAAAGUCAACGACCUAUAAUGAAGUAGUUGUGAAAAUAAAGGUAGCGAGACUCCGCAGUACAGUGGGAUGCUUUAUUUUGCCACGACGACCGACGCCUCGGCGUGUGGUGUGUCUGUUACAAGGUAUCGUGUGUGAGACGGGGAGGGGGGGCAUCGCUUUUUCUCGCGUUUUACUUUGCCAGUUUUUAUCUGGUUUUUGAAAGUCUAAGCUUAUCCUAUACACACAGGUUAUUUUUGAGCAAAGCUUUUCAGCUUUUAACGUGUCUAGUAUUUUUCUAAGAAUAACCGAAGAACUAUUUGCCAUUGGUUUUGAUGUACAGUACAGAUGUGUUACCCCAGCGUGUUGGUUCCUGUCCCCUCUCUAUUCGUUGUAUGACUAUUGUAACCGUAUGUCUGAAAUAAUGCAGUAUUUUGAGAUAUUAGUGUGCCCUUAAUUAUUAAUGAAAUAAAAAUCUCCUAGCUUAUCUUUGCAGUGGAGGAAGGA
Messenger RNA from Felis catus (domestic cat), 3502 nucleotides. It is a transcript of the gene BAG5, whose product is annotated as BAG cochaperone 5. Gene Ontology annotation, cellular component: membrane; nucleus; cytosol. Gene Ontology annotation, biological process: negative regulation of protein ubiquitination; regulation of inclusion body assembly; protein stabilization. The record is from RefSeq and is a predicted model, not a curated record. Gene Ontology annotation, molecular function: protein-folding chaperone binding; adenyl-nucleotide exchange factor activity. Lineage: Eukaryota; Metazoa; Chordata; Mammalia; Carnivora; Felidae. Bases 170 to 1642 code for a protein of 490 amino acids. The transcript is spliced from 3 exons.